Molecule: messenger RNA, 1289 nt
Organism: Daldinia loculata
Lineage: Eukaryota; Fungi; Ascomycota; Sordariomycetes; Xylariales; Hypoxylaceae
Product: SEN34 subunit of tRNA-splicing endonuclease
Exons: 1
Coding region: 200-1183 (327 amino acids)
Biological process (GO): tRNA splicing, via endonucleolytic cleavage and ligation; tRNA-type intron splice site recognition and cleavage
Cellular component (GO): tRNA-intron endonuclease complex
Molecular function (GO): tRNA-intron lyase activity; nucleic acid binding
Source: RefSeq, a predicted model, not a curated record
GAUAAUUCCGUUUUUCUCAAAACACUCUAUCGAAAUGAUUACAACAAUUCAUAAUCUGUCAAUCCACUGAAAUAAUAAUGUUGACAACCUUCUAUCUGGAAAAAUAUGAUCACCCAAAUUAUUCUACAUUGCAUAUGACAAGCUUUAUCAGUACCAACGCUGACUCUCAAGCAAACAGAUAUCACUGCCCUCUGUGGAGAUGGCUUCUUCCACCAUAAGCCGGCCUCCCGUGAGGAUAUCAAAGGUCGCGGGGAGGUACCUACUCUUCGACAUAGAUGACGUGAUGCACCUGCGCAAGAACCACAACAUCUGCUCCGUGUUCGUCGGGACGAUUCCCCAGAAUCCCCAGCAGAACAUCUUUAUGGGCUUGCCUAUCGAGCUGAUGCCUGAGGAGGCCCAGAUCCUCGUCGACAAGAACGUAGCAUACAUUGUAGACGACGCCGCGUUUCAUCCCGCCCGCCUCGCUACUCUAGAUGACGACGCGCGCAGGAGAUACCUGCAGUCUGUCAAAGCUGAGGGCAGGAAGGCGCAGAUGGCGGCUGCGGAGAGCAAGCUGAGCGCGAAGCCAAAAGUGACUACUACUACUACUACUAAGAAAGAAAAAGCAAAGCCAAAGACUUCAGAAAACGAAGCAAGCCUCGAAGCAGACGAUGAGACUAGCACAAGUCUCUUCAGCCCCUCCUCUCCGCCACCGUCAAGUGGCGUCCCCUCCCACUCCCAACUCUCCCAAGCAGAAGACCACCCCGCCUUCGCAAUAACACCCACAACAAGCAGCCUUAUCCUCCCCCCUUCCCCUCCCCUUGCUCCUCCCGAAGGACUCUUCCCCUUCUCCGCCUCCGUCAACGUCCCGCCCUCGUACCCGCUAUACGCGCACCUUCAGGACCGCGGUUACUACAUGAUGCCUGGCCUGCGCUUCGGCUGCGAUUACAACGUGUACCCAGGCGACCCCCUACGUUUCCACAGCCACUUUCAGGCCGCCAGUUACGGCUGGGAAGAGGAGAUUGCUGUCCUUGAUCUUGUGGCCGGCGGACGACUGGGUACGAAUGUCAAGAAGGGGUAUCUGAUUGGUGGGGCUGUGGUAGGUGAUGAUACGGAUGAGCAUCAGACGAAGAGAGAGGGGAUAGAUGAAAAUCCCAAGGCUCCGCGAGCCAGGGCUUUCUGUAUAGAAUGGGCGGCUAUGUAGAUAUGUACCUAAAUGUAGGCAGGAUGCUGCCGCAGUCACCAGUCCGUAGUUGUUUAUAACAUCUACGAUCUUAUUAAAAGGGCAAUAUUGACGUAUUCUACAUAAA